UGAAUUCAUCUAGUAACCAGAUACAACCAAAAGUGUUUCCCAAGAUGAUUGACGACCUUGGAGAUCAGAACUAUGAAGAUUGAGACAUCAGUGAGGAUACCCUUUCAGAGGCUUGUGUUUGAGUAGGAAGACUGAGAGGAGCACUCAGGAGUGCAAAAAUGUUGAGCUCGUUGAAGUUCAUUGGCCAUUUAGGUCAAUCUCAAGAUAAGUUAUUUAAGAGUCAUGAUCAAGGAUCUUGAGCAGUUCAGAGUGUUUACUUAUCAAGAAAAGAAAUUUCUUUUAAAAAUUUCAAUAAAAAUAAAGAUUCAACUUUGUGAGAGUCAAAACUAGGAAGUAAAAACCCUUCUCUAAAAUCUCAAACCAGUGGGAUGUUGAGAGAAAUGAUUAGGAUCAAGGAAGAAGAUGCUCCACUUCUAUCAAAGAAACAGUCAUCUACUUCUUUAAACGAACUCGAACAACUCCCAGAAAAUAACCAAUCAUAUCAACUCACAAUGAAAGACGUUCAAAAUCCCCGUGAACAGCAUGAAUCUUUCAUCUAA
Molecule: messenger RNA, 539 nt
Organism: Moneuplotes crassus
Lineage: Eukaryota; Ciliophora; Spirotrichea; Euplotida; Euplotidae
Source: the annotation of a GenBank genome assembly